AUCAGUGAUCUGGUGGUGAUCUGUAUUCUGUGAUUUACGUUAUUUUAUUUACAAAAUCCUUUUCUAAAAAGCUCAUUUGACUUUUAUAGUAUUCCAAGUUAAUAAAAAUGACCAGGCAUGCAAGAAACUGCACAGCCGGGGCAGUAUAUACAUAUCACGAAAAGAAAAAAGAUGCAGCUGCCUCAGGAUACGGCACACAGAGCGAAAGAGUUGGCAAAGAUUCCGUGAAAAGUUUUGACUGCUGUAGUUUAACUUUGCAGCCCUGCAGAAACCCAGUAGUCACAAAAGAAGGAUACCUUUUCGAUAAAGAAGCGAUAUUAGAAUAUAUUAUAUCAAAGAAAAACGAGUAUAACCGCAAAUUAAAACAAUAUGAAAAACAGUUGAAGAAGGAAGAAAAUGAAAUGAAAGAGUUGGCUGCAGCUGAAAAAGAGGCCAAUCUUAUUAAAUUCAUGAGCAGAGAGAAGAACAUUACACACACGAGUAAAUCUGACACCAGUGCAGCGUCUUCUUCUGUGUCGAACCUGGCGAAUGGUAAACAUAAGGAAUUACCAAGUUUCUGGGUACCCUCACAGCUACCUGAUGCAAAAGUUUCCAAAAUAGAGAAACCAGACCCGACAGUUUUGUGCCCAAUAAGUGGUAAACCUCUCAAAAUGAAGGAUUUGAUAGAAGUGAAAUGGACAUUGGUGAAUGACCCUGAGGAUAAAAAAUCUUUGAUUGCCAAAGAGAAUAGAUAUAUGUGCCCCAUCACACAUGAUAUAUUAAGCAAUGCUGUACCUUGUGCUAUUAUUAGAAAUAGUGGACACAUCAUAACAAUGGAAUGUGUAGAAAAGAUUAUCAAAAAAGACUGGAUCAACCCACUCACAGGCGAGAAGCUUAAAGAGAAAGAUAUCAUACCUCUGCAGAGGGGAGGCACUGGUUAUGCUCUCACCAACCAAAACCUGGAGGGGAAAAAUGAGAGACCUGUGUUACAAGCUUAGUUUAUUUAGCUAAUUUACUAAGACACUGUCUUGUAUACAGCUGCAACUCCUAAACAGCUGGACCAAUUUAUAUGAAAUUUUGUACAUAUCAAUUGGUCUGUGGAUGAUUUUAAAAUACAAAUGGACCUGGUAGAUGGCAUUCUGUUCAAAUCUGUGAACAAUGUCUGGUCUUGAAACACCACUACUUGGUCUAGUUGAGAAUCUAAAAUCAUCUGUUCUAAUGUAACACACUUGCAUCGUUUCAACCAUAUAUGAGGUAUUCAUAUAGAAAAAACUAUAUACAAAGAUGGUUGUAUAUUAUAUAGUUUAUGAAUAGGCUAUACUUGUAUUAUAAAAUAU
Messenger RNA from Bicyclus anynana (squinting bush brown), 1316 nucleotides. RefSeq names its product nitric oxide synthase-interacting protein homolog. The transcript has 2 exons. Gene Ontology annotation, molecular function: ubiquitin protein ligase activity. Lineage: Eukaryota; Metazoa; Arthropoda; Insecta; Lepidoptera; Nymphalidae. Gene Ontology annotation, biological process: protein ubiquitination. The record is from RefSeq and is a predicted model, not a curated record. Gene Ontology annotation, cellular component: nucleus. Bases 108 to 977 code for a protein of 289 amino acids.